Gasterosteus aculeatus aculeatus (three-spined stickleback) is the source of this 6291-nucleotide messenger RNA. The record is from RefSeq and is a predicted model, not a curated record. Lineage: Eukaryota; Metazoa; Chordata; Actinopteri; Perciformes; Gasterosteidae.
CUGAUGGGCCCCGACCUGCAGGGGGGGUUCUGCUGAAGGACUCUGGCAGAGCCUUCAAGUCCUCCUCCACGAUCGAGUGCAGCCGAGCCGAGAGUGUAGCCUCCGCUGUCAUCGCCGUGGAGACGGGCGGAUGCUGCUUUCCUGCAGAAGCAGGAGUGAACGUUCAGGCAGGCGUCUGGGAGGUGUGAGGGCGUGGAGGUGGAGUCCAAGAGGAGAGGCCGGUUUGUCCCUCUCCUCGUCCCGGUCGGGGGCUUUUUUCGGCAUCACCCUUCACCAUGGAGCUCUGGAGCGGAAAGGUCUGGGGAAUUAUAGCGCGGGUCACCCUGAUACUGCUCGGCUGGAGCGGGGCGGCCAGAGGAGAGGCCUGCCGGCGUCCGCUGGUCUCCGGUCUGCCGCCGCCGGCCUUCAGCAGCUCGUCCCGGGCGUCGGGCAGCCACGGGCCGGCCUUCGCCAAGCUCAACCGCAGAGAAGGAGCUGGCGGUUGGUCUCCUCUGAGCUCGGACCCACAUCAGUGGCUGGAGGUGGACCUGGGCGGGCGGACACGCAUCACUGCCGUCGCUACGCAGGGUCGCUAUGGCAGCUCUGAUUGGCUGACGUCCUACCAGCUGAUGUUCAGCGACGCGGGACACAACUGGAAACAGUAUCGGCAGGAGGACAGCAGAGGGGCUCUUCCAGGUAACACCAACGCGGACAGCGUGGUCCUGCACAAGCUGCAGCAUCCCGUGAUCGCUCGCCACCUCCGCCUCCUGCCGCUGGACUGGAACCCUCGCGGCCGGAUCGGACUCAGACUGGAGACCUACGGGUGCUCAUACGGCUCCCACGUGGUGAGCCUCGGCGGCCGCGGCGGCCUCCUCUUCAGGCUGAGCCCGGGCCCGAGGCGGACGUCCGGGGCGAGCGUCUCCCUGACCUUCAAGACCCUGAGGAACUCCGGGGUGCUCCUCCGGGCCGAGGGCCGCAGCGAGCACGGCCUCGUCCUGCAGCUGGAGGAAGGAAAGCUGCUGCUGCUGCUCCUCAGAAAAGGCCGGACUGCCUCUCCUGACGGCCGGCGCCUGGUGUCCCUGGGCAGCCUGCUGGACGACCAGCACUGGCACCACGUCUCCAUGGAGCUCGGCGUGGACGGCCUCAACCUCACCGUGGACGGCAGCUCGCUGUGGGUGCGGCUCCCACCCAGGCUCGCCCACUGGGACCACCAGCAGGUGAGCGUGGGAGCGGGCCGCGGCCCCCGGCGGGCGGUCGGGGGGAGCGGACAUUUCCACGGCUGUUUGGAGAACCUGGUUUACAACGGGGUGAACCUGCUGGAGCUGGCUGAGAAGAAGGACCAGCGGGUCACUGCGGAGGGCGACGUGAUCUUUUCCUGUGCCGAGUCCGUCCCCGUUGCCAUGACGUUCACCAGCGCCCAGAGCUUCCUCCGGUUGCCCCUGGCGACGGAAGCCCCGCCGUCGACUCGCACGUCGGCGGGCCUUCAGUUCCGGACUUGGAACGAGGCGGGGCUUCUGCUGACCUUCGACCUCCCGGAGCAAGAGGGUGCGGCGUGGUUGUACCUGAGCGGAGCCAGACUCCACCUGCGGAUCCACAAGGCCGGCAGGGCGCCGCUGGAGCUCAGCGCCGGCUCCGCCCUCAACGACGGUCAGUGGCACUCUGCGGAGCUGACCUCCAGACGGGGGCAUCUGUCCGUCUCCGUGGACGGAGGUGAAGGAGCCACAGCUCACGCCAGUCCUCCGUUCCUCGUCGCCAUGGGGGGGCAGCUGUUCUUCGGCGGUUGCCCCGCUGACGGGGGCCGCCAGGACUGCGUGAACCCCUUCAAGGCCUUCCAGGGAUGCAUGCGCCUGCUGACUGUGCACAACCAGCCGGUGGACCCGAUCCCGCUGCAGCAGAGGCUGAUGGGAAACUACAGUCACCUCCAGAUCGACAUGUGUGGCAUCUUGGACAGGUGCUCUCAGAGUCACUGCGAGCACGGAGGCAGCUGCCGUCAGUCAUGGAGCAGCUUCCACUGCAACUGCUCCGGCACCGGCUACAGCGGAGCCACCUGCCACAGCUCGAUAUACGAGCAGUCCUGUGAGGCGUACAAGCACCGGGGCAACGCGUCGGGUUAUUAUCACAUCGACGUGGACGGCAGCGGCCCCAUCAGAGCGCGGCUGAUGUACUGCAACAUGACAGAGGACCACACCUGGACGGUGAUCCAGCACAACAACACGGCCCUGACGAGGGUCCGGCCGGCGCCGGGCGGGGGGCGCAUCUCCGCCCACUUUGCGUACGCGUCUGACGAGGAGCAGCUGGCGGCCGUCAUCGGCCAAUCGGAGCGCUGCGAGCAGGAACUGAGCUACGACUGCAGGAAGUCCCGCCUGCUCAACACGGCGGGUAAAGACGUCCCGCGAGACGGCCCUCUGCUCAGCUGGUGGGUGGGGGGUCCCGGUGACGGACAGGUGCAGACUUAUUGGGGCGGAGCCCCGCCGGGCAGCCAGCGGUGUUCCUGCGGCCUGCAGCAGAACUGCGUGGACCCCCGGCACGCCUGCAACUGUGACGCCGACCGCAGCGAAUGGGCCAAGGACUCAGGCCUGCUGACCCACAAGGAGACCCUCCCUGUGAGGUCUCUGGUGCUGGGGGACGUCCAGAGGUCCGAUUCAGAAGGCGCCUACAGGGUCGGGCCUCUCCGUUGUCAUGGAGACAAAAACGUCUGGAACGCUGCACUUUUCGACCAGGAGACGUCUUACCUCCACUUCCCCACCUUCCACGGCGAGCUGAGCGCCGACAUCUCCUUCCUGUUUAAGACGUCUUCGUCCUCCGGCGUCUUCCUGGAAAACCUGGGCAUCAAAGACUUCAUUCGCAUCGAGCUCCGCUCUUCCACCGAGGUGCUCUUCUCCUUCGACGUGGGCGACGGCCCGACGGAGGUCGCCGUGACGACCGGCUUCCCGCUCGACGACGACAGGUGGCACCGCGUGCGCGCCGAGCGCAACGUCAGGGCGGCGUCGCUCCGCCUCGACGAGCUGCCCGCCGCCACGAGGGAGGCGCCCGCCGACGGGCACGUCCACCUGCAGCUCAACAGCCAGCUGUUCAUAGGCGGCACCGCGUCCAGGCAGAGGGGCUUUCGGGGCUGCAUGCGCUCCCUGCAGCUGAACGGGGUCCCCCUGGACCUGGAGGCGAGGGCCAGGAUCACGCCCGGGGUGCAGGCGGGGUGCCCGGGCCACUGCAGCAGCUACGGCUCGCUCUGCCAGAACCGCGGCCGCUGCGUGGAGAGAACCAGCAGCUUCUCCUGCGACUGCAGCUCGUCCGCUCACACCGGAGCCUUCUGCGACAGAGAGGUUUCAGCCAGCUUCAAGUCGGAGACAUCCGUCAGCUACGCCUUCAACGAGCUGGACCGGGGCAGCGACGGCUCCCCGUCCCCCGCCGUCUCCUCCGACCUGGACCUGAGAGCGGAGGACCUCUCCCUGAGCUUCAGGAGCCUCCAGAGUCCAGCCCUGCUCCUCUUCGUGGGCUCCUCCCGCAGAGAGUACCUGGCUCUGCUGCUCAACCAGCACGACAUGCUGGAGGUGAGAUACCGACUGGACAGCAGCAGAGCCGCUGACGUCCUGAGAAGCAAAGUGACGAACCUCGCCGACGGACGGCUCCACGCCGUCGUGGUCAGCAGGCGGGCCGCCGCCGCCUGGGUGCAGAUUGACCAGAACAGCAAAGAGGACUUCAACCUGACGUCGGAUGUAGAAUUCAACGGCGUCCGGUCGCUGGUUCUCGGCAGGGUGCACGCCAUUGAUAUCCAGCAUGACGCGUGCACGUACCCUUUGUCUCCAGACUCUGCCGAGUUGGACCCGGGGCUGUCCCGGCUGGCCUCUCUGGGUUUCACCGGCUGCCUGUCUGGCGUGCUCUUUAACUCCGUCAGCCCUCUGAAGGCGGCCCUGCUCCACCCGGACACCAGCCCCGUCGUGGUCACCGGCCCGCUGGUCCAGUCCAUUUGUGGCUCCACCUCCGCCGAUCCCCACGCGGCAGGAACCAGACACCACCUGUCAGGCCAGUCUGGAUCAGUGGGAACGGGUCAGCCUGUGGAGAACGCCGUCAGGAGGGACUCCGCUCUGAUUGGAGGCGGGAUAGCGGUGGCCAUCUUCGUGACCGUGUCGGCGUUGGCCGUGACGGCGCGGGUCCUCUACCGGGGGAAAGGCACGUGUCGGAGGCCGGCGGGGAAGACGGCGAAGCCCGACGACGGCGACGGCGGCGCCGGCUCUCGCGGCGGCCCGAGUGAGAACCAGAGGGAGUAUUUUAUUUAGGAGGUUUGGACGCGGACAGAGACGGAGACGCAGCGUCGAGCCUCCGUGCUUCACGUUCAAAAAGCAGACUCUGCUCCGGCGGAGGCCGAGCAUCAGAACUCUUCUCCUGAGGCUGAACGAGGCUGCGCGUCCAAACGGGCGCUUUGUGACGCGUCAGCGCUGCCUGGAGGAGAGCAGCUGUAAAUAUACAAAGACGCAGCACUUCGGUAUUAGACUUUAAAUCAAUCGGUCCUUUCCUGCGUCCCGCUGAAGCGGUCGGACGAGGAACUGUGUUUUUGUAUGUGGUGGGUUUUGUUGCUAUGAAAGUUAAAAAGCGGCGAGGUGAUUUAAAUACAUUUGUCCGAUGAGGAUAAUGGAUGUUUGGUGUUUCGAGUGAUUGACUCGAUUUAAUUGGUUGUUUGGUGUUUUUUUUGCACCUGCCGUGUUCACGUUGAACAUUUUCCAUCUUCUUAAAAGCUUUUGUGAUUUUCUUCCAUUCCAUAGAAAACACCAAGCGAAGCUGAACUCUUAUUUAUUUCCCUCUGCUUCAUUUUUUCUUCUUUCUGUCACUUUCCUGCCUCCAGCUCUCGAUGUAGUUCUGAACAGUAAAAGUAUUGAGAAGGACCCGUUGACUGUGGACUUUCUGUUCAUUACAGCAAAAACCUUCCACGUGUCUUGUAACUCAGAGAGAUUCACAUUAAGUAUAAAAACACGUGUGAAAUUCAUCUUGCAAUAGAGAACAAAUCAUUUCUGCUGUUUAUCAAUCAAAUCUAAGAACGAGACGUUUCUUUCUACCAAACAAGCACUGAACAUUGAACCCGCUGACAUGAUGAGCUGCAGCUCGUUGGUUCAAAAUGUGGUGGAUUAGAAACCUCGACGUCCAAAUCAAUUAUUUCUCUGUUCACACGCACGUUUAACAUCAUUUAAGCUUCCCACGGUCUCUCCUUCACAGUGUGACAUUUCAAAAGACUGAAAUAGGAAUCUGUCUGCAGAGGAGAUCACUGCGUUCCAUGAGUGUGUGUGUGUCAGGCAGCUCUAUUUAGAGACGCAUUCUUGCCUGUAACAAAGCCUCAUUGAAGGGAGGACGGGUCGUAAUGACGGCGGGUUUCUUCCAGCUAUUAUGUGACAAGGUGCUGCCAUGAAUCUGAUUGUUACAAAUAUGAACCACCCAGAACUCAAACCGUCAAUGCCCACAUUCAUGAGCCUGAAGAAUCCAGUCCACGGCGGACAAACCCAGAUCCUCCAGCAGAGACCAGUCCACCGUGGACAGAUUGUAGUAAAAUGAGACCUUUUCUAAAGGGACCCUGGUGCUCAGAGACACUAUACGUAUUUCCUCCAUAGGGACCAAUCUAAUCAACACAAAAUGAAAGUUCCUUUUAGUAACCAAAGUACAUCAGCUUCACAGUUUAUUUUGAGAAAGAUGCACUUGAGCGAACCAGAGGAAGAACCUACCUCAUUACAGCCCAGACAUUCUGAUCUAAAGACACUGGAGGAACCGAACGCUCAUACUUGACUUUGAAAAAGCUUCACAAAGUCAAACCUCCAGCAGGAUUAUAGCGUGUUCUGUCAAUGCAGCAACGCGACUCCAACAUUUAAUGAAGAUGCUCUGAACAGAGGAGGAGAUCUGCUGUGAGGUCGUGUGGCCCUACAAACAUUAUGUGGGCCGGAUAAUUAACAGCCUCCUGCUAUCAGAUCAGAGAUCCCAGCGGCUCCAUCAUAAACCCGCUGAUCGUAAACGGCAGCACGGACCUCCGUAUCGCCUCUGCAUGCAGAACACCAAGGAGAAUGAUCUUUUUGUCCAAUCAUAAGUUUACUUUGAAAAAACGGCAUGUUGACGGAUUUUAGUUGGAAAGAUAAGAGUCACUUUUUCAUGAAAUAUUUGAACCAUUGUAGGUUACGUUGGCCAGUCGGGUUAUCACUCGCUAUAUUGUUCAAUUAAAUUCAUGUUGGAGCUGACGUCAAGUCCUCGAGUAUCGCUCCUCGUGUGCUAUAGUAAUCAUUAAUAUGAAUUGAGUAAUAUUUCAUUCGAUGGUCAUUAAUAAAACAGUGUUAGAUAUUG